CCUCGAAGCUGACGGGCCUCGCUCGACGGGGGGCUGCUCGUGCUCGUGUCCAAGACUCGCGGCCCAGUCCCGCGAUAUGAACGCGCUGAGAUUACAGCCGCCUCCGCUGCUCUUUCUGCUGAUACUGGUGGGUCUAAUGGCCCACCGGGCUGACGCCCGCUACCUCGAGGGCUUGAAUAUGAAUUUAGGAGAGGCACUGCAGUUUUUAAGGGAACACGAUCGCGAAGGGUCCACCGUUUGCAAUAAGGUCAUGACAGCACAAUGGAAUUUUGCAACAAAUAUUACGGACGUUAAUAGAAGGAAAAUGUUAGAAGAACAGACGGUAAAAUUAAAAUUUGAAAGAGCAUCUUGGCGAAAAACAGUAAGUUUCGCUUGGAGUAGAAUAGCAGAUCCCUAUGCAAGAAGGCAAUUGAAAAUGAUCGCGGUAAAGGGACGAAAUUCACUAACCGACGAUAAAUUUAAUGAGAUGCAUCAUUUAAUUAUGGAAAUGAAAGAGUUAUACAACAGAGUAAAACUGUGCCCAUAUAGAAAAAUAGGAGCAGCCUGCGACUUGACCUUUGAAACAGACGUCGCUAAAAUAAUGUCGCAAUCCAGAGAUUAUGAUGAAUUGCUGCACUAUUGGCAGGCAUGGCACGAAGCUGUCGGUCCGCCUUUGAAAAAUAAAUACGUGAGAUACGUUCAAUUAGCGAACCAAGCAGCUAAGCUCAGUGGUUUCGCCGAUGCCGGCGACCAAAUGCGCGAGAUAUACGAAGACGACUAUGUACAACAGAAUAUGGCGGAGAUCGUGUCGGCAAUCAUGCCAUUAUACAAGCACCUAUUUACGUUCGUGAGAAGUCGACUGAUGGAGAGAUACGGAGACAGGAUUCGCGCCGAUGGGCCUUUGCCGGCUCAUGUUCUCGGCAACAUGUGGGCACAAAAUUGGGACGGUAUUUUCGACUUGGUCCAGCCAUUUCCAGGUGCCAAGAAGUUGGACGUCACACUCGAUAUGAUGAUCCAAGGCUUUACGUCGCUUCGAAUUUUUCAAAUGGCCGAGGAAUUCUUUACAUCGAUGGGAAUGAAGCCUAUGCCACCGGAAUUUUGGAGAUCAUCGGUGUUUGAGAAGCCAAUUGAUAGAGAUAUCAAAUGUAGCGCCAGUGCAUGGGAUUUCUGCAAUAAAAUGGACUACAGAAUAAAGCAAUGUACAAAAAUAAACACCGAAGAUUUAAUAUCGACGCAUCAUGAAAUGGCGCAUGUACAGUAUUAUUUACAAUACAAAGAUCAGCCGCUUCUUUUUCAAAGUGAAGCCUUACCAGGCUUUCACGAAGCAGUGAGCAACGCUAUAGGCUUAUCAGUUUUUACCCCUCAACAUCUUCAUAGAAUAGGCCUUUAUAACAAUUCGACCGACGAUUACGAGAGCAACAUCAACUUCUUGAUGCUCGUGGCCCUGCAAAAGGUUGCCUAUUUACCAUUUGCCUAUAUCGUUGACCAAUGGAGAUGGCGUGUCUUUAAUAAUGGUGUAGCGGAUAUGACUACGAGAUGGUGGGAGUUGCGAUUACAGUAUCAAGGUAUCUUACCACCAAUUUCACGGACAGAAAGAGACUUUGAUCCCGCUUCUAAAUACCACGUGCCGGCCGAUCUUCCUUAUGCCAACUACUUUUUGUCAGUUAUAUUGCAAUUUCAAUUAUUCGAGUCGCUCUGCGAUAUCUCGGGACACACCGGUGAUUUACAUACUUGUGAUUUGUACCGAUCGCGAGAAGCCGGUCGCUUAUUAUCUGACGUAUUAUCCAUGGGCUCUUCGACGCCGUGGCCGGAUAUUAUCAGGCAAAUGACGAGAGGUCAAACUAACAGGAUUGACGCAAGUGCCAUGCUAAGGUACUUUCAGCCCUUGAGUCGGUAUUUAAAGCGUCAAAAUCAGAUUGAGCCAGUGAUCGGCUGGUUGACCAAUCACGAAGACACGGCUCUCUUCGCUCACUGGUACCUCGGCAAUGCUGGCAACCUUCCAACCAUGGCUAUCCUGCCAAUUGUACUCAUCGUGUUAAUUUGUUUGUCUCUAUAAGUUGAAAGAAAGUAAGGUAUUAGCGUUGG
Molecule: messenger RNA, 2064 nt
Organism: Ceratosolen solmsi marchali
Lineage: Eukaryota; Metazoa; Arthropoda; Insecta; Hymenoptera; Agaonidae
Product: angiotensin-converting enzyme
Exons: 13
Coding region: 77-2035 (652 amino acids)
Biological process (GO): proteolysis
Cellular component (GO): plasma membrane
Molecular function (GO): metallopeptidase activity; peptidyl-dipeptidase activity
Source: RefSeq, a predicted model, not a curated record